Callithrix jacchus (white-tufted-ear marmoset) is the source of this 6687-nucleotide messenger RNA. RefSeq names its product ring finger protein 8 (gene RNF8). NCBI's taxonomy places the organism in Eukaryota, Metazoa, Chordata, Mammalia, Primates, Cebidae. The record is from RefSeq and is a predicted model, not a curated record. Gene Ontology annotation, molecular function: ubiquitin protein ligase activity; histone binding. Gene Ontology annotation, cellular component: ubiquitin ligase complex; nucleus; cytosol. Gene Ontology annotation, biological process: double-strand break repair; ubiquitin-dependent protein catabolic process; protein K48-linked ubiquitination.
GCUGCCUUCCUCUCGCGCAGGUGCAGUGCUCCUGCUUCCGGGUCGACGGCGGGCAGGCGGAGCUUGUAUUCGCAUCGAUGUGAGCGCGUGGCGAUUGCUUCUGUCUGUUGUUUAGCUAUGGAAGCUGCCUGGUUGCUGCGAGGCUGCAGGAACCCGGGUCGGGGUCUAGUUCCGUGCUGACCGCCCCCGGGGUCGAGUAGACGAUGGGGGAGCCUGGCUUCUUGGUCACGGGAAACCGCGCCGGUGGUCGGAGCUGGUGCCUGCGGCGGGUGGGGAUGAGCGCCGGGUGGCUGCUACUGGAAGAUGGGUGUGAGGUGACUGUAGGACGAGGAUUUGGUGUCACAUACCAACUGGUAUCAAAAAUCUGCCCUCUGAUGAUUUCUCGAAACCACUGUGUUUUGAAGCAGAAUCAUGAGGGUCAGUGGACAAUUACGGACAACAAGAGUCUAAAUGGUGUUUGGCUGAACAGAGAGCGUCUGGAACCUUUAAGAGUCUAUUCCAUUCAUAAGGGAGACUACAUCCAACUUGGAGUGCCUCUGGAGAAUAAGGAGAAUGCAGAGUAUGAAUAUGAAGUUACUGAAGAAGACUGGGAGACGAUAUAUCCUUGUCUUUCCCCAAAGAAUGACCAGAUGAUAGAAAAAAAUAAGGGAUUGAGAACUAAAAGGAAAUUUAGUUUGGAUGAAUUAGAGGGUCCUGGAGCCGAAGGCCCUUCAAAUUUGAAAUCCAAAAUAAACAAAGUGUCUUGUGAAUCUUGUCAGUCAGUGAAAUCACAGGGGAGAGGUGAAGUGGCCAGUACACCCUCUGAAAAUUUGAAUCCUAAGUUGGCUGCCCUUGAGCCAAGUAAGAAGACCACAGGGGCUCCCAUUUACCCUGGCUUCCCCAAAGUCACAGAGGCUCAUCAUAAGCAGAAAGCCUCAAACUCUUCAGCAUCUCAGAGCACCUUACAGCUGUUUAAGGUGACCAUGUCCAGGAUUCUGAAACUGAAAAUACAGAUGCAGGAAAAACAAGAAGCUGUUAGGAAUGUGAAAAAGCAGACCCAAAAGGGGCACUCAAAGAAAAUUGUGAAGAUGGAGCAGGAACUGCAGGACUUACAGUCCCAACUGUGUGCAGAGCAGGCUCAGCAGCAAGCAAGAGUGGAGCAACUAGAGAAGACUUUCCAGGAAGAGGAACAGCAUCUUCAGGGUUUGGAGAUAGUGCAAGGAGAAGAGGACCUGAAGCAACAGCUGGCCCAGGCUCUGCAGGAGCAUCGGGCUGUAAUGGAAGAGCUAAAUCGCAGCAAGAAGGAUUUUGAAGCAAUUAUUCAAGCCAAGAACAAAGAAUUGGAGCAGACCAAGGAAGAGAAGGAGAAGAUGCAAGCACAGAAGGAAGAAGUUCUCAGCCACAUGAAUGAUGUGCUAGAGAAUGAGCUCCAAUGUAUUAUUUGUUCAGAAUACUUCAUUGAGGCUGUCACCUUGAACUGUGCCCACAGUUUCUGUUCCUACUGUAUCAGUGAAUGGAUGAAGCGGAAGAUAGAAUGCCCCAUUUGUCGGAAGAACAUUGAGUCCAAAACAUACUCUUUGGUUCUGGACAAUUGCAUUAAUAAGAUGGUAGAUAAUCUGAGCUCAGAAGUGAAAGAACGACGGAUUGUUCUCAUUAGGGAACGAAAAGGGUCUCACUCUGUGACCAGACUGGAGUGCAGUGGCGUGAUCACAGCUCACUGCAGCCUUGGCCUCAGGCGAUCCUCUUACCUCAGCCUCCCAAGUAGCUGGGACCACAGGCGCAUGCCACCACACCCAGCUAAUUUUUUGUAGAGACAGGGUUUCACCAUGUUGUCCAGGUUGAUCUCAAACUCCUGAGCUCAAGCAAUCUACCCGCCUCGGCCUCCCAGAGUUCCAGGAUUACAGGUGUGAGCCACUGUACCUGGCCUAAUUUUUUUCCCAUCACUCAGUCUUAUUGGCAGCUGAGAAUAUACAGUUUUAAAUGACAAGAGCAUCAUAGGAACUAUUCAUCCAGUGAAACUAAAUAGAGGUGCGCUGUGGGAUUAAUUGGACUGUAUGGAGUAGCAACGCAGGAAGUCCUAGAACCUCGAAUUCCUUAUUGUCUCUGUAAUCCUGUGAUUUCAGAAUGGUCCUUCCAUCUGGAGGGCCACAGGCUCCUCUCUGACUUUGUGCUCUGUGGUAGAGUGUCUUCUCCCUUUCACCAAAAUCUACUACCGUCCUGCAGGCACCCAGAAAAGUUUUCACAGCUUCGGAGAGUGGCUUUCUUAGAUGCUAUUAAUCAUCCUUCAGUGCAUCCUAAAUGUAAAGAAGAUUGAGUUUGAGGGAACCGUGCAUGCCAGAGUUGAGAGAUCCAGGGCUGACUUUGACUGCCUGGCUACAACAGCUUUAAAUACACCCUGAGGAAUCCAACGCAGGAGAGUCAGUGACUCCAGUGAGCCCUACACCAUGCUGUACUGAAAGUGAAAAUCAAUGCUUGCUGGCCACGGUGGGAUCCCAUUGCUCCUGGAGGCUGCAGCCCAGCUAGCAGCCCACCAGCCCAGCUUCUCCAUCAGGCUGGGAAAAAGGACCUGGAGAUGGAACGUGAGCAGUUCUGGCCAUCUCUGGUGUUUACCAGGAGACAUUUCAGAUUAUUCAUUGCUGUUUCCCACAGUAAAAGUUUCUCCUGCCCUUUUUUGGUUUUUAGUGAUAACACAGUUAUUUUGGCUUUCUAAAAAGUGGAUCCUCCUUCCCUCCGAACAUGUAAUUUUAUGAUUUUUCACACCUACUUCCAGGAAUGUCUAUUUUAGCAGACUACCUGUGCAAAUAUAGAGCAGUGUCAUUAACGAAAGCAGCUUUUCUUUGAGUUUCUUGGUUAACCCUAGAUGAAUACUGAAUAUUUUUAGAGCAAGCUCGAGUAAGUUGAUAGUCUAUGAACUAAUCCUAGAGAGUGGCUGAUUAUAUCUAAUCAGCUGGAUAUAUAUUUUGUCCCAACUGUCUGCUGCUGUGGUUCUUAAUAAAUCUGAUAUAACCAGACAUGCUCCUUUUCCUGGCUGGGGCUUCUAUUUCAAUUACUUUCUGUACCCUGGAGAGUCUGGACUGCUUUUACCCUUGUCUCAUUAAACUUGAACCAGAACCAACCCCAAAGAAACACCUCUUCUUGCUUCCUUUCUUCUGGGUCUUUCCUUUUUUUCUGUCGCCCAGGCUGAGUGCAGUGGCAUGAUCUCAGCUCACUACAAACCUCUGCCUUCUGGGCUGAAGUGAUCCUCCCACCUCAGCCUCUCUAGUAGUUGGGACUACAGGGGUGUGCCACCAUGCCUGGCUAAGUUUUUGUGUUUUCUAUAGAGAUGGGGUUUCAUUAUGUCACCUGGUCUUGAACUCCUGGUCUCAUAGGAUCAACCCACCUCAGCUUCCCACAGUGCUUGAGUUACAGGCAUGAGCCACCACACCCAGUCCUGGGUCUCCCCUUUUUCUUAGCACCUACUGAAUGCCAAGUGCUUGGGGAUAAAAAUGAAGAGGGCAUAUGCAGCCUCUGCCCUCAUGGAACUUCUGCUCUAGGUGCAGGCCCUAGGCUGCUUGAAGUAAAGUGCUACAAUAUGAGAGGUAAAGGGUGGUAAGUCAAGGAAAGGCUUCCCUAAGUCAGUGAAGGACAUGGAGCAAAAGCAAAGGAUUUUGAGGGGCUGGGAGAAAUACAGAGUGCUAGAGAGAAUGUUGAGCAUUGAGGCUGGAAAAAUGGGCAGAACUGGGUCAUGGUGUUACAGACAUGUUGCAGCAUUAGUCUAGGGGCAGGGGAAACUAUCAGAAGAUACUAAGUGGAGAUCUGACUGUUGAUGUUUGUGUGCUUCUGGAUAGGUUAGUCUGGCUGUAGUGAAGAGACUACAUGGUACUGGGAACAAGAAUAAAGGUAGUAAUCAUGGCCGGCGAUGAUAGUGGCUGGGCUAGAGAAGUAGCAGCAGGGAUGAAGGGCCAGAGUGGAUAGAUGCAAGAGGUAGUUACGGAGGCAGAAUCUACAUGUUUGUGGGACUGAUGUGCUGUGGGGAGUGCAAGCGAGCUCAGAUCAUGCCCAGGUUUCUUUCUAUUAGGGGCACCUGAGUUGAUGAUGAUGCAUUUACUAAAAUAGGAGCAGCUGGGGCAGAUAAUGUAGUUUUCAACUGAAAAGUUUAAAGCUCUUGACAUCAGUGGAGCUGUUGUUCAGUGGGUAUUUGAAUAUGUGGAUCUGGAGCCUAGAGGACAGGCCCAGUUGAGAUUCUAGGUUUGGGGACCAUGAGCCAUGGAAGUGGAUGGACCACUGACCCUCUCUGUGGUGCUAAGAGCCAAAGGGCAAGUUCUUAGUCGGAGAAACACAAACAUUUAUGGGAUGAGUAGAAGAAGAGGAGCCUGCAGAGCAGGCUGAUGAAUGGCCAAAGAGAAAGAGAUGGAAAAGAGGGAUGUGGGGCAGGCAGCAAAUGACAUCGGAAUUGGCACAUGCCGAUCCUCACAGCUACUUGGGAGGCUGAGGUGGAAGGAUCACUUGAAGCCAGGAGUUCAAGACCAGCCUGGGCAACAUAGUGAGACCCCCCCCCCAUCUCAAAAACAAUUAGGCAUGGUGGCACAUGCCUGUGGUCCCACCUACUCAGGAGGUUGAGGUUGGAGCAUCCCUUGAACUCAGGAAUUUAAGGCUCCAGUAAGCUGUUACUGUACCACUGUUCUCCAGCCUGGGCAAAAGAGCUAGACUCCGUCUCUCUCUUUCUUUUUUUGAGACUGAGUCUCACUCUGUCACAAGGCCGGAGUGCAGUGGUACAAUCUCGGCUCACUGCAGUCCCUGCCUCAGCCUUCCGAGUAGCUGGGACUACAGGUGUGCACCACUAUGCCCAGCUAAUUUUUGUAUUUUUAGUAGAGACAGGUUUCACCGUGUUGGCCAGGAUGGUCUCGAUCUCUUGACCUCGUGAUCCACCCACCUCGACCUCCCAAAGUACUGGGAUUACAGGCAUGAGCCACCGCACCAGGCCCCCCCCAUCUCUUUAAAAAAAAAAAAAAAGACGUUAGAUGGUGUGUUUUGAGUUCUCCUGUCCACACUUUUGUCUGUGUUAGCCUCUCCCCAUUACAUCCUAGACAUUGCCCUCUUAAUUCUUUGAAAGCAUUUGCCAGAUUGAAAUAAUAUUUGUUAGUGUACUCUUGCCUCUAGAUUUCUGAACUCCUGGAGGGCAGGAAUUUCAUCUUAUUACUUGUAGUAUUCUCAGGGCAUAGAAGAGUGUUUGGCACAUGGUAGGUCUUCAGUAAACUCUUCAGUUUAUGAAGAAUUUUAAAGUGAGAAGUCAACAUUUGAAAUGCUGCUGAGACAUUAAACAAGAUAAGGAUGAAAAAUUGCCCAUUGAAUGUGCAGGCAUGUGGGAUAUCGGUGGCUUUAAUAGAAGUUGUGGGAUGGUGGAGUCAAGUCAGUUUACAGUGAUUGGGGAAUGAGUUUGAGGUGAGGGAGUACAGAAAGAAUAGAUAACUUCUUCACAAAAUUUGACUAUGACUAAGAUGGUGAGGACCACCACCAAAAGAGGGCUGUAUUUGGAGGAGGAAGUAGAGUGAAAUGGAGUUUUUGUUGUUUUUUUAAAGACAAGAGAUUCGAGCAUGUUCAAAUCUCAAAUUGAAAGGAACCUGUAGAGAAGGGGAUGUGGGAAAGCCGAGAUAGCGGACAGGGUGUGAUUCUGUGGAAGGCAGAGCUCAGACAGGCAUGGAAGUUUACUUGAGGAGAGUCGAGAGAAUUUCUUUCUUGUGGCUUCUGUGUUCUUCUGUGAACUAGUAGUUGAGGCCAUCAGCUAAGAGGGAGGGAGCCCCACUUGGUUCUCCCUCUAAGACUGAAGGCAUCCCCAGCCCCAAGGCACACCACCUCAAAGGCUACCCAGAAGUGGUAGACAAAUAAUUUUUGUAGCCCUUUCAGUCUCCUACCAAAGCAUUCUAGACUUUGGUCUCAGAGAAAGGGGACACUUUGCUUGGUGACUUUAUUGUGCCUUUGGCAUAGGCCAGGAUCUCCACCUUUCUGGGAUCAAGGAAGCAGAAGCUAUUGGAAAAGCCUGGAGGCUAGUAAGUAAAUAGCCUUUCUUGUCCCCUCCCUCUCCAGAUAGAGGAAGAACUCCCUCCUCUCCCUGCCUGUUCCUGUAUAUAAUUCAUUCCCUCCUUUAACAUCCUUUUACAGAUAUUUAUUGAGGGCCAGGUUGGUGUUAGGCACUGUUCUACAUGCCGGGGUUACAGAAAGUAAAAAUCUAAGUUAGAUGUCAUUUGUGCUAUGGAGAGAAAUCAAGCAAGAAGUGGGGAAGGGGUGAUGGUGAAAGCCUUGGCAGUUCUUGUUAGGGUAAUCAAGGAAGGUGCCUCUGAGCAGGUACUAUUUGAGGGAGGCUCUGAAGGAGACGGCCAUGCUGCCAUGUAGAGAAAGAGGGAAUGGUAAGGGGGAGCAUGCUGGCGUGUGGGAGGAGCAGCAAGGAGGCCAGUUCUGGGGAGCGGUGGGAGUGGGUAGGAGAUGAGGAGAGGAAGCUUGGGCAAGGCGCAGAUGGUGUAGGGCCUUGUAGGCCUUUGAAAGGACUUUUACUAUGAGAGGAAUGGGGAGUGGGCUUUGAGCAGAGAGGGACAUGAUCUGACUUCUGUUUUCUCAGUUUGCUGUGGCUGCUGUGUGAGGAAGAGAUGGGGUGGCGAGGCUGGAAGCAGGGAGUCCAGGGAAGGGAACUGCAGGCUCCUCAGUUACUUAUUUCUCUUUUCUUUUUCUUCUAAG